Messenger RNA from Aureobasidium uvarum, 462 nucleotides. Lineage: Eukaryota; Fungi; Ascomycota; Dothideomycetes; Dothideales; Saccotheciaceae. The record is from the annotation of a GenBank genome assembly.
AUGUCUGCUCCAUCUGUUCCUAGCAAGCCUCAACACUCGCGCCAUGAUACUGCGCUGAUCCAUGGUCUUUCGACCUCGGAGGUCCAGGCCUUGUCCGAGGCUUGUAUUGAAGCUAAGGAGAGGGCUUACUUCGGCGCUUCCCUGCUCUUGAAGUCAGGCCAAGUGAUCCGCGGUGCGAACGUCGAGAACGCAGCCUAUCCUGUCGGUACCUGCGCCGAACGCACAGCCCUCGGCACAGCAGUAGUUGAAGGCGCACGACGAGGAGACAUUCGCGCUCUGGCUGUCGCUACGGACAUCUCACCACCGGCCAGUCCUUGUGGCAUGUGCAGACAGUACAUCCGGGAGUUCUGCGAGCCCUCGAUGCCAAUCUUGAUGUAUGACAAGGAUGGCAAGUCGACAGUCCUCACAUUGGAGCAGUUGUUGCCCAUGAGCUUUGGACCGGAGAGCUUGCCUAUGCAUUGA